Exophiala bonariae is the source of this 423-nucleotide messenger RNA. RefSeq lists its product as uncharacterized. The transcript is spliced from 2 exons. NCBI's taxonomy places the organism in Eukaryota, Fungi, Ascomycota, Eurotiomycetes, Chaetothyriales, Herpotrichiellaceae. The record is from RefSeq and is a predicted model, not a curated record. The coding region runs from base 1 to 423 and encodes 140 amino acids.
AUGCCGAUAACCGGUCUCGCGCACAUCAACCUCACCGUCCCGCCGGGCACGCUACCACUCGCCGUAGAAUUCUACAGCGGGACACUGGGUCUCAAGCCACGAGAAGUGCCACACUUGCAAAAGGACUCGCUGGCGUGGUUCGAUAUCGCCGACUCGGGCCAACAAGUGCAUGUAGCAUUCGAGAAGGAGUCGGAUCUCGUCAGCGCAAAGUCUAGUCGUCACCCGUGUUUUAAACUCAGUGAUGGCCAGGCGCUACUGGAGUUGAGACGGAAGGUGUACGAGCACUUUGAGCGCGGCGGUGAGAGUGCACCGGUCGCGGCCGAUAAGCCUGGCGCGGAGGAUUCUGGGGCGAAGGGCGUUGAAUAUCCGCAGCGCUUCUUUGCUCGGGACUAUGCGGGGAAUAGAUUGGAGUUCAGUCUGUGA